AUGAAUUCAAUGCGCACUGUUGAAAAAGAACUCGAGAUUGCACCAACUGAAGCAAUAGACAAGGUUUUCACAAUUAUCGUGGAUAAUGCUAGUUCAAAUGAUGUGGCUACUACAUACUUGAGAAAGAAAUUGAAUAAUGUGAAUGGAACUCUAUUAGAAGAAAAAUUCAUUCAUAUGAGAUGUGUUGCACACAUAGUUAAUUUCGUUGUCAGGGAAUGGUUGAAAGAAGUGAAUGAAUCAAUUGCUUGUGUUAGAUCCGCGGUAAGCACGUACACUAGGUGGAAUUCUACCUACUUGAUGUUAAAGGCCUCUCAAAAAUUUGAAAAAGCAUUUGAGAGAUUUGAAGAGAUUGACCACAAUUAUAGGCAUGAAGUUGUGUUGAAUGAUGGCACACAUGAUCGUGAGGAUUGGGAAAAUAAUGUUAGGAAGAUGAGCAAGUUUUUGCAACGGUUCUAUGACUUUACAUUGAAAAUUUCUGGUACUACAUAUGUGACUUGUAAUGCAUACUUUCCUGAAAUUUGUAAAUUGUAUUGUACUUUGCGUGAUAGAAUAAUGAGUCCUGACCCUCAAUUUAGUGCUAUGGCAAAACGAAUGAAGGGGAAAUUUGACAAAUUUUGGGUGAAUGCUGAGAAAAUGAAUAUGCUACUUUAUGUUGCAAUUGUUCUUGACCCUAGAAGGAAAUAUGUCUUUUCUGAUUUUUAUUUUAAGAGAAUAGAAGUGACCAAUCAGCUGUUUAAUAAAUAUCAUGAGUUGUUGAAAGUUUCACAAGGUGAGGGUAGCAAUUUUUCUCAAUCAUUGAGUGCCAUUAACGAGGAUUGUGAAGAUGAACUACAUAACCUAAAUAAUGUUCUAAACAUUGAAAUUGAUUUUCAAAAGUAUUUGGUUGAAAUUGGACGUGGGGAGCAGAAAACUGAAUUGGAUAAAUACAUCAAUGAAGAGCUUGAUACUCAGACUGGUGGUGGUGAAUUUGAUAUUAUCCGGUGGUGGAAAGAAAAUGCUCAUAUAUUUCCCAUUAUUUCAUGCAUGGCUCGUGAUAUAUUGGUAGUUCCUGUAUCCACCAUUGCAUCUGAAUCUGCAUUUAGCACAGGUGGACGUGUGCUUGAUAAUUAUAGGAGUUCAUUAACUCCUAAAAUUGUACAAGCUCUUGUGUGCACUCAAGAUUGGUUACGUGAAGAAAAUCUCAUUUCAAUGAAUGAUUUAGUUAAGCAUGAUGUUAGAGAGAUGUAUAAACUUGAGAUGGAUAUGUCAAAUAUGAGUUUGGAUCCUAUGAUUGAUUAG
Molecule: messenger RNA, 1278 nt
Organism: Ipomoea triloba (trilobed morning glory)
Lineage: Eukaryota; Viridiplantae; Streptophyta; Magnoliopsida; Solanales; Convolvulaceae
Product: zinc finger BED domain-containing protein RICESLEEPER 2-like
Exons: 5
Coding region: 1-1278 (425 amino acids)
Molecular function (GO): protein dimerization activity; DNA binding
Source: RefSeq, a predicted model, not a curated record